Molecule: messenger RNA, 1861 nt
Organism: Capsella rubella
Lineage: Eukaryota; Viridiplantae; Streptophyta; Magnoliopsida; Brassicales; Brassicaceae
Product: tubulin gamma-2 chain
Exons: 10
Coding region: 200-1624 (474 amino acids)
Biological process (GO): cytoplasmic microtubule organization; meiotic spindle organization; mitotic sister chromatid segregation
Cellular component (GO): cytoplasm; microtubule; spindle
Molecular function (GO): structural constituent of cytoskeleton; GTP binding
Source: RefSeq, a predicted model, not a curated record
UUUUUGAAUUCAACUAAAAAAUUUCCCAAACUUGAACAAGGGCGAUUCUGGGUAAUACAGUAAAAUUGCUUUCUCAUUGAUGAGCAAAGGUGAGAGUGUGGCCUAAUCAUAUUGAUUAUCACCAUCACCUUCUUCACCAGUCUCGAAUCGAAACCUUUUUUAGUAGGGUUUUCCCACAACAAGUUUCUGGAGUAGAGAGAUGCCGAGGGAGAUUAUAACGCUGCAGGUUGGACAAUGUGGGAACCAGAUCGGUAUGGAGUUCUGGAAACAGCUUUGCCUUGAGCACGGCAUCAGUAAAGAUGGUAUUCUCGAGGACUUCGCUACUCAGGGAGGGGAUAGGAAAGAUGUGUUUUUUUACCAAGCGGAUGACCAGCACUAUAUACCAAGAGCUCUACUCAUUGAUUUGGAGCCUAGAGUCAUCAAUGGCAUUCAGAAUGGUGACUACCGCAACCUUUACAAUCAUGAGAAUAUCUUCCUUUCCGACCAUGGCGGUGGUGCUGGUAACAACUGGGCCAGUGGGUAUCACCAGGGGAAGGGUGUUGAAGAGGAGAUCAUGGACAUGAUUGAUCGAGAAGCUGAUGGAAGUGACAGUCUUGAGGGUUUUGUCCUUUGCCACUCUAUUGCUGGAGGAACUGGCUCAGGUAUGGGCUCUUAUCUAUUGGAGACUUUGAAUGAUCGCUAUAGCAAGAAGUUGGUUCAGACAUAUAGUGUAUUUCCAAAUCAGAUGGAAACAAGUGACGUAGUUGUCCAGCCGUACAACUCACUGUUGACGCUGAAGCGGCUUACCUUAAAUGCUGAUUGUGUUGUUGUCCUCGACAACACUGCAUUGAAUAGAAUAGCUGUGGAGCGUCUACAUCUGACAAAUCCUACCUUUGCUCAAACCAAUUCUUUGGUGUCAACUGUGAUGUCUGCUAGCACAACAACACUGCGUUAUCCAGGAUACAUGAAUAAUGACUUGGUUGGCUUGCUUGCGUCCUUGAUCCCAACACCAAGGUGUCACUUCCUCAUGACAGGAUAUACACCACUGACUGUUGAGCGCCAGGCAAAUGUCAUUCGUAAAACUACUGUUCUGGAUGUUAUGAGAAGACUUCUACAGACAAAAAAUAUCAUGGUUUCGUCUUAUGCUAGAAACAAAGAAGCUAGUCAGGCUAAGUACAUAUCAAUAUUGAAUAUAAUUCAAGGAGAAGUCGAUCCCACUCAGGUGCACGAGAGUUUGCAGAGGAUAAGAGAAAGAAAGCUUGUUAAUUUCAUUGACUGGGGACCUGCAAGCAUACAGGUUGCCCUUUCCAAGAAGUCCCCAUAUGUUCAAACUGCCCAUAGGGUCAGUGGUCUCAUGUUAGCAAGCCACACUAGUAUCAGACAUCUAUUCAGCAAAUGUUUGAGCCAAUAUGACAAAUUGAGGAAGAAGCAAGCCUUUCUUGACAAUUACCGGAAGUUUCCCAUGUUUGCUGACAAUGAUCUUUCAGAGUUUGAUGAAUCAAGGGACAUAAUUGAGAGUUUGGUAGAUGAAUAUAAGGCCUGCGAGUCUCCAGAUUACAUCAAAUGGGGAAUGGAGGACCCUGGACAGCUUAUGACUGGUGAAGGCAAUGCUUCAGGAGUUGUGGAUCCUAGGUUAGCGUUCUGAACAAGGUUUAAUUUGCAAUAGCUUUUGGUAGGAGCAGUAGUAAUGAUUAAAAACAAACGUGCUGGCACUGUAAACCUUGAAUAGUAUUAUGAUGUGGUUGAGAUGAAUGUGUUUCUUUGGGUAUUUGUCUAUGUUAAAAGAAGAAGACAUAAAAAUGGCAUCUCCUCAGGAGCAGGAAUGUAGGAAUCCUAUGCAAAGUGAAUUAACAAGUAAUGUUAAAAGUUGUGGAUCCCCCUA